GGAAAAUUGGGGAGAGUUGGAAGGGGCAGAGCACUUGGCAGCCUCUGCUGCUAUUCGUAGUUUGCUCAGAUUUUUGCCAAAAACUUGGCGUUCCAAACCGUUUCUCCCUGUACACACCACAACACGAUACAACGACAGACCUCUCUCCUCUCAUCUCAUCACCAGACGAAGAAGAAGAGGGAGAGAGAGAGAGAGUGAAGAGAUCGAAUGCGACCCUUGUUUGCUUCCCUUCCCUUCCCUGCCCACCCCAACAAUCAUCCCUUCAAUUAGCCAUUUCCCACACAGCUCCCACUGAUUCCAUUUCGUUUGAUACAUUUCUGGGUCUGGGUCUCUUCCUUCUCCUUCUCCUUCUCCUUCUUCUCUGAGGAAAUCUCUACCUGGGUCAGGUGCUCCAAUGGCGGCGGCGGCGUCCAUGGUCGCAUCUCCCCUCUGUACGUGGCUGGUGGCGGCUUGCAUGUCCACCUCCUUCCAGAAGGACCCUCAUGCAAUCAGCCCCACCUCAGCCUCCUCCCUGUCCCCAUCGAAGCGGCUCUCCAGGAGGCUGAGGAGGAGGAUUCUCUCCCAAUGCUGCGGAGCCAGCGGCGGCAGCAGCAACAAUUGCUUCUCCUCCAUCUGCGGAUCGAGCUUCCAGGGCCUCGUGAGCUCUUACCUCGGUUGUCUCGAGCCCUGCAACGAGUACUACAGCUCUAAGGGGUCGGCCUCCCUCGGGUUCUUCGGGGAGAACGGAUUCACUUCCCUGUUCGGAUCCAGGCCCGUCCGUACAAAUCGCAGGCAGAGGAGGCUCAAUCGAGCUGCCCGUUCCGGGGAGGCAAUGGCCGUGGCUCUGCAACCUGCACAGGAAGUCACCACAAAGAAGAAACCUGUUACAAAGCAGAGGCGUGUAGUUGUGACAGGAAUGGGCGUGGUGACUCCUCUAGGUCACGACCCUGAUGUCUUCUACAAUAAUCUUCUUGAUGGAGCAAGUGGCAUAAGUGAGAUAGAGACCUUUGACUGCGCUCAAUUUCCUACGAGAAUUGCAGGAGAGAUCAAGUCUUUCUCCACAGAUGGGUGGGUGGCCCCAAAGCUAUCAAAGAGGAUGGACAAGUUCAUGCUUUACAUGCUAACUGCUGGCAAGAAAGCAUUAGCAGAUGGUGGAAUCACGGAAUAUGUGAUGAAGGAGCUAGAUAAAACAAAGUGUGGAGUUCUUAUUGGCUCCGCAAUGGGCGGGAUGAAGGUAUUUAAUGAUGCCAUUGAAGCUUUAAGGAUUUCAUAUAAGAAGAUGAAUCCUUUUUGCGUACCUUUUGCUACCACAAACAUGGGUUCAGCUAUGCUUGCGAUGGAUCUGGGAUGGAUGGGCCCUAACUACUCGAUAUCUACUGCUUGUGCAACAAGCAACUUUUGUAUACUGAAUGCUGCAAACCACAUAAUCAGAGGCGAAGCAGAUGUUAUGCUUUGUGGUGGCUCAGAUGCGGUCAUCAUACCUAUUGGUUUGGGAGGUUUUGUAGCAUGCCGAGCUCUGUCUCAGAGGAAUGCUGACCCUACCAAAGCUUCAAGACCGUGGGACAGUAGUCGUGAUGGAUUUGUCAUGGGAGAAGGAGCUGGAGUACUACUUCUAGAGGAAUUAGAGCAUGCAAAGAGAAGAGGUGCAAACAUUUAUGCUGAAUUUCUUGGUGGAAGUUUUACUUGUGACGCCUACCACAUGACCGAGCCUCACCCUGAUGGAACUGGAGUGAUUCUCUGCAUAGAGAAGGCUUUGGCUCUAGCAGGAGUCUCUAGGGAAGAUGUGAAUUACAUAAAUGCCCAUGCUACGUCCACUCCUGCUGGAGAUCUCAAGGAGUACCAAGCUCUCAUCCACUGUUUCGGCCACAACAGUGAGUUAAGAGUGAAUUCUACUAAGUCGAUGAUUGGUCACCUUCUUGGAGCAGCUGGCGGUGUAGAAGCUGUUUCAGUAGUUCAGGCGAUUAGGACGGGGUGGAUUCAUCCAAACAUUAAUCUGGAGAACCCAGAUGAAGGCGUGGAUACGAGAGUGCUGGUGGGCUCGAAGAAGGAGAGACUGAAGGUUAAGGUCGGUUUGUCUAAUUCAUUCGGGUUUGGUGGGCACAACUCGUCCAUACUGUUUGCUCCCUACAAUUAGGACAUUCCUGGUGGAAUUCUCCUUGCUCUACUGAAGCGAAGUUUGUGAGAACUCCGACACAUUGGAAGCCAAAGCGUGGGGGCAUGCGAAUGAAUUUUGUGUUGGGAUAUACUCGAACUCAUGGCAAUGCAGACGAUACUCCUUGCUAGUAUUGUUACUAGAGCCCAAAAUUUUUCCUCUUUUUUACCCUCCUUAAGAUAGUUGUACUCCCAAGCUUUUAAACGAGCCGCAGAACAAGACAAAACUAACUCGGGCAGCGCCACUGUUGGCCUUGGUUCGAUCUUUUUUUCUUUUUUGUCUUGUGGGUUACAAUUGUAAAACUAGAUGACUGGUUUAGAUUUGGUUGGCUAUUUGGUGAUCAAUUUGUAAUGUAUAUUUUGAUAACCCCAGCAAAUUGGCAAUAUUUGCCUUUCCUUGCACUUUUGUGAUGGAAAGUGGUUGGCUAUUUGAUGCACGAUGUUCAUAC
Molecule: messenger RNA, 2579 nt
Organism: Punica granatum (pomegranate)
Lineage: Eukaryota; Viridiplantae; Streptophyta; Magnoliopsida; Myrtales; Lythraceae
Source: RefSeq, a predicted model, not a curated record